Messenger RNA from Prorocentrum cordatum, 2299 nucleotides. NCBI's taxonomy places the organism in Eukaryota, Dinophyceae, Prorocentrales, Prorocentraceae. The record is from the annotation of a GenBank genome assembly.
CAAGCGCGCUGGCUCGGGCCCGCGCCCCACGCAGCUUCCCCGAGGGCCAGCCUCUCGGGGCGUCGUGCUCGCGGACCGCCGCGGCCACGGGGGGGGGGCGCACGCCGCGCCGGGAUGGCCCUCAGCCCUGUGCGCAUUCGCGCGCCCUGGCUGCAGUUGGAGCGCGGCGAGGGAGGGGCGCUGCAGAGGUCCCUGUGCGCCGUGCCGGCGGCUCCCAGCGUGGUGGAAGCCCCGGCGCGCCUCGGGAGGAGCACGCUGCGGUGCCUGCUCUGGAGGGGGCUCGCGGCGCUGUGUACGGUCGCGGCGCUCAGCCUGCUCUUGUCCAGGGCCGUAGGCCGCCAGGGGGGGGACGGAGGCGAGGAGUUCGAGCUGCUGUUCGAGGGGGAGGUGCCCAAUGAGGACUUCGUCAUACACGCCGGCUCCGUGUGCUUCGGCGUCUCGGAGUCGGAGGCCGAUCUCGCGGGCUACCUCAGGUUGGAGGUGGAGUCCGACAAGGACCUGCGCGCCAUCCGUGGCGGCCGCGAGCAGUGCACGGAGUGGAUGGUAGAGGACAGCCUGCUGCUGCCAGAGGAGAGUGAUCCUCGUGGCUUGGCCUUCCUCUGGCCGAACUUGAGCGUCCCCCUUCACGGCGAUCUUGGACCUGGCCUGGUGGAGUUCCAGGAGGAGCCUGUCGGUUUCGCCUCUUGGGGUGGCACGAUCUGUGGGUUUGAAGAAUACCAGCUGGGGAACGAGCCCCAGUUCCGGGCCACAUUCGACGAUACGGCUCUGCGCUCCCAGGGACGGCUGAUCUACGUACCGAGCCGGGGCUUUCUUCCCGUCCUGCUGGACGGGAGGAAGCAGGUGCUGGUCCAGAAGCGUCCUUAUUUCGUGCCAUUCCAAGGGGUUGGCCACGGCCUGCGGUACCAGCCCUCAGUCUUCAGCCGCGGAGAGGGUCUUGGCGAGCUGGUCCUCCCAGGCUCAGUGGUGAUGGGCUUCGCCUGCCUUGAUAGCGAGUUCGUGUGGGCUCCCGAGGGCGGAUACCUCCCCCUGAGCAUCCACGGGGCUCCUGCGCUGAUUCCCAUGGCUGGCACCCGAGACGACCUGCCGCAAGUUCGCGGCAGUCUGUCGUGGAUGCUCUUCGACGACCAGGAGGUACACUGGGGAUCUCUGCAGAACCGCUUCAACGAGUCGACCUUCGACGAAAAGGCACGCGCGUCGAGCUCGAUAUUCACCUUCCCUGCGCCGCCGUGGAACGCCAACGUCAACCAGCACACUCCCAAGAUUAGAGAAAAGUUUGCGCGUCACUGGCACAUUGUCCUCGCCGGCACCAGAUUGCGGCAAGACCAGCCCCGCUCCCGCUACAGAGUGUCGGCGAGAAAGCACCUCAGCUCGUUCGGCUCGAAUAGUUAUCACCCAGAGAAGUGCCCCAGAGCGUCACCGCUGGCAUGGCUUCGGCGAGUGGGCCGGCAGGGGUACGACAGCUUUAUUGCCGACUAGUCCCUCGCUGCAAUCUAAGGCAUCCCCCGCCGUCUGGAUCUUCACUCGCAGGUGGCGCUCGCCAGCAGGCGUUCAAGGAAAUGUAUCGCAACCAGGCCCAUGUGUACCAUCGUCAACACCCUGUGGUCCACUGCACUGCCGACGAAGCGGUUCGGACAUUCAACUUUUAAUUUUCUGCCGUUCAACUUUUAAUUGUCUGCCCAGAGUGCCAAUGCAUGGUUCCUGGAUCGGCUCAUCUGGGCGGCCAGAGAAGUUUCACGUCACUGGGUGGAGUCUGGUCUACGGCAAGACCAGGUCUUUCAAUCCCUUCGCUUUCUCGUCUGCCGCCCCAGGACGGAGGAAAUUCAGCACCCCUCCCCCACGCCAACAAGAACAAGUUCAUCUAUCAGCAGGGCUAAGAGGAUGAGGAGCAGCCACGGUGUCUUGGGUCGGUUUGGUAAAGCGAGUGUUGCCGAUGGGCCAUCGCAUCGCGUUGCGCGCGCGAGGGGCUUCCCGCAUCCUCUGCCACAAGCUGCGAGCCUGCUCGGAAGCCCCGCCCGCCGUGCCGAUGCUCCCGCACCCAGGCUGUGCCGCUGCGGCGCAGCGGUGACACGCUGCUCGCGCUGCUCGCGCGCUGCACACAGGCUGCGGCGCUGCUCGCGCGCUGCACGGCACGCGCGUGGGACACCGCAGCCUCUUGGCCCAGCAGAGGACCCAGAGUCCGAAACGCGUCACCAACUAAAGGUGGUUGAGAUCGGUAGUGCACCACACCGCGGGGGAAGCGCCCUGUCCCCAGGGCGUUCCGCGCCGUGCCGCGGGUUCGGGUGCAACUCAUGAGAGGUCA